Molecule: messenger RNA, 1865 nt
Organism: Telopea speciosissima
Lineage: Eukaryota; Viridiplantae; Streptophyta; Magnoliopsida; Proteales; Proteaceae
Product: probable leucine-rich repeat receptor-like protein kinase At1g35710
Exons: 3
Coding region: 252-1865 (537 amino acids)
Biological process (GO): hormone-mediated signaling pathway
Cellular component (GO): plasma membrane
Molecular function (GO): protein binding
Source: RefSeq, a predicted model, not a curated record
UUCAGCUUCUAGUACUACAUAUGCUUUUGCUUCUACCACUUAUUCUCCUACCAUCACUGCUGCUGAACAAUCAGAGGCUCUGUUGAAGUGGAAAGCCACCCUCCUCUAGCUUCCACAACCAAACCCCCCACUCUGAUCAUCUUCUGCCUUCUUGGACACUCACCAAUUCUUCUUCUUCUUCUUCUUCUUGCAAUUGGGUUGGUAUUGUUUGCAAUCAGCUCGGCAGUGUCUUCUACAUACAACUAUUGGAUAUGGGUUUGCAAGGUACACUCAAAAGCUUAAACUUCACUUCUUUCCCUGACCUUGUUCAUCUUGAUCUCACCAACUUUACUCUCUUUGGCACCAUUCCUUCUCAGAUAAGUAGCUUUCUCAAGCUUAGAUUCCUAAGUCUAACUUACAAUCAACUCUCCGGCGAAAUCCCAUCAGAGAUCACUCUACUAACAAGUCUUCAAUUCUUGUAUCUUGGUGCUAAUAAUUUCAGUGGCUCCAUACCAUCAGGUAUAGGAAACAUAAAUCAUCUUAUAGAAGUAGAUCUAAGUUACAACAAUCUCAAUGGUUCAAUCCCUGCUUCUUUGGGUGAUUUAUACAAUCUGACUUGUUUAAACCUCUCUGUUAAUGCUCUUUCUAGUUCUAUUCCUGUUGAAAUAGGAAACUUGAAAAAUCUGAUUGAGCUAUAUCUGUACAAUAAUUCUCUAUCAGGAUCCAUCCCUGCCUCCACAUUUGGGAACUUAACCAAGCUGACCACAUUACAUCUAUAUCUGAAUAAUCUUUCUGGUCCUAUUCCUGUAGAAUUAGGAAACUUGGCAUCCCUUAUAGAUUUACAAUUGUCUCAAAAUUUCCUGACAGGUUCAAUUCCACUCAGUUUUGCUAACUUGUCCAAUUUGCAGGUAUUGUCCUUGUAUCAAAAUCAAUUAUCUGGAAUCAUCCCUGCAUCCAUAGGAAAUUUGAAAAUUUUGAUUGUCUUGGUGAUGCAAAAUAAUUCUCUGACAGGAUCCAUCCCUUCCACAUUGGGGAACUUAACCAAGCUGAAAUUGUUAUAUCUGUAUCUGAAUAAUCUCUCUGGUCUUAUUCCUUUAGAAAUAGGAAAUUUGGCAUCCCUUGUAGAUUUAGAACUGUCUCAGAAUCUCUUGGAAGGUUCAAUUCCACUCAUCAGUUUCACUAACUUGUCCAAGCUUGAGAAAUUGCACAAGCUUAAGGGAAAUAUAUCAGAUGCUUUUGGUUCGUAUCCACAUUUAUAUACAAUUGAUAUGAGAAAUAACAAAUUAUAUGGUGAGAUUUCAGCAAAUUGGAGAAAUUGUCCAAAUCUUACAAGUCUAAGGAUGUCAAGAAAUGAGAUUACUAGCAGGAUACCACCAGAGCUUUGGAAGUCAACUCUACUACAACAACUUGACCUUUCUUCCAACCGUUUAAUUGGAGAGAUUCCAAAGGAAUUAUGGAAGAUGAAGGCUUUGUCAAGCCUGAAUUUGAGCCAUAACCAGCUUUCCGGUAGGUUGCGAUCGAAAAUUGGAAACUUGUCUAACUUACAAGAUCUUGACUUGUCAUCCAACAAUCUAACUGGACCUAUUCCGGAGCAGCUAGGGGAUUGCUUCAAAAUGAUUUACCGAAACUUGGGUAAGAAUAGAUUAAAUGGAAGCAUUCCAAGACAAAUGGGUAACCUGAUUUCACUACAACUUCUAUUGGAUAUUAGUCAUAAUCAACUCUCUGGAGAGAUACCAUCACAGAUUGGGCAAUUGCGUAGUCUAGAAACUUUAAAUAUCUCACACAAUAUUCUCUCCGGUUCCAUUCCCUCAUUAUUGGAAGAAAUGUUGAGUUUGACAGUCAUUGACAUAUCAUAUACUCAGUUGGAAGGCUUUCACAAACAAUAA